This is a messenger RNA of Oncorhynchus tshawytscha (Chinook salmon), 3423 nucleotides long. RefSeq names its product activin A receptor like type 1 (gene acvrl1). The coding region runs from base 725 to 2257 and encodes 510 amino acids. Gene Ontology annotation, molecular function: transforming growth factor beta receptor activity, type I; SMAD binding; ATP binding. Gene Ontology annotation, cellular component: BMP receptor complex; plasma membrane. Gene Ontology annotation, biological process: protein phosphorylation; dorsal/ventral pattern formation; angiogenesis. Lineage: Eukaryota; Metazoa; Chordata; Actinopteri; Salmoniformes; Salmonidae. The transcript has 11 exons. The record is from RefSeq and is a predicted model, not a curated record.
AGCCAGACCCCGUUCGAGACAAUGAGGGGUGGGACACAAUUUUAUUUAAAAUCUCUUUAGAGGCCUAAUCUUGCGCUUUAAUCAGGAACAGAGCAAAGUUAGGUUGAAGGUUCCUAGGCGGGCUACGUAGGCUACUUUAUCGAGAUGGAGCCAUGGGCUGUUUGUGAACUUAUUUCAAAGCGGAAGGCUGACGUCUAGCCUAUGUUCCAGCUCGGCUUCGUGUUUUCGGUUUAUCAGUCAAAGAUUUUAGACCGAGAUUUCGCGUCACAGCGCCGCGCUUGAGACGAGACACAUCUGGUAAACUUGGACGGACCAUAUAUCUUAAACCGAAAGGACGGGCGUUCAUUUUCCCAGUCAGGUAUCUUGGAUAUUCAGUUUAGAGUCGUUUCAUUGUAGCAGAACUGAAAUUAUUUGACAUAAAGUUGGGAGGAGCGCCAUAUAAAAAUACUGACUUUGAUUCGCAUCGAAACAGGAAAGGAUGUGGAGAGAUUCUACGAUUCAACAUCUGGGACUGAGAACUUUCACCGAACUCAAAGGUUGACAUAUGAAUGGAAGACGUAUCUAAUACAUUCAUUUUGGUUGUCUUUUAACACUUUAAAGUAGUUUAAAAGACACAUUUUGUUUGUAAUAUGGGACCAGCGUGGCGCAUGUCUGUGGUGAUACAUAAUUUGGCUUCUUCGUGAAAAGCAAGAAGCUGCGCUUAAAAGGACAAAUAAAACGGAGAAUGGGGGGUGCUGCCAUGGUCACAGUGCUGCUGGCUGGGAUGUGCCUGUGGACCUCCACAGCUCAUGCAGAUCAGUCAUCUGUUGGAUCGCCGUCCGGGGGCCCUGACGGCGUCACCGACCUGCUGUGUACGUGUGAGAACAAGAAGGGGACUUGUAGGAACGGCACCUGUAGAGGUGCCUACUGCUUCUACACCAAGGUGCAUGGCAGAGAGGAGAGGGGCUGCUUCCACAAGGACCACUACAAGGAGCAGUGUUACACCAGCUUCCAGGGACUGUACGUCCACUGCUGCACCAAGAACCUCUGUAACGUCAACAGCACCGCUCCCCCAGACCCAGUUGAGCCUACGAGGGAGGAGGACAGUGUGAUUCUGCUGGUGGCAGUCCCUCUGCUGGUGUUGCUGAUCCUGUCCGUGGCUGUGUGUGGCCUGGUGCUGUGGCUACGCUCCAGACGACAGCACCACAGGCUGGGCUACAGAGAGGACCGUGACGUCUCCAUGCUCAAGGUGCCCAGUGGGACAGACCCUACCUACGGGGAAAUCUUCGAUGAGUUCUGUACCUCAGGCAGUGGGACUGGCCUGCCGUACCUGGUGCAGAGGACCAUGGCUCGGCAGAUCUCUCUGGUCGAGUGUGUCGGUAAGGGCCGGUAUGGGGAGGUGUGGAGGGGCACCUGGAUGGGAGAGAGUGUUGCCGUGAAGAUCUUCUCCUCCAGAGAUGAGCAGUCCUGGUUCCGAGAGACCGAGAUCUACAACACUGUACAGCUCAGACACGACAACAUCCUGGGCUUCAUAGCAUCUGACAUGACUUCUAAGAACUCCAGCACCCAGCUGUGGCUGAUCACCCACUUCCACGAGCUGGGUAGUCUCUACGACUUCCUCCAGUACAGCAGCCUGGACCCCGAGGGCUGCCUAAGGAUGUGCCUGUCUGUAGCCUGCGGCCUGGUCCACUUCCACACUGAGAUACUCAGCUGCCAGGGCAAGCCUGCCAUCGCCCACCGAGACCUGAAGAGCCGGAACAUCCUGGUCAAGAGGAACGGACAGUGCUGCAUUGCCGACCUGGGCCUGGCUGUGAUGCAUUCUCAGACCAGCGAUUACCUGGACGUGGGGAACAACCCCAGGGUGGGUACCAAACGCUACAUGGCCCCAGAGGUUCUGGAUGAGACCAUCCGCAUGGACAUCUUUGAGUCGUACAAGCAGACAGACAUCUGGUCCCUGGGCCUGGUUCUCUGGGAGAUUUCUAGACGGACCAUGGUCAACGGGAUAGUGGAGGAGUACCGGCCGCCCUUCUUUGACAUGGUGCCCUCUGACCCCAGCUUUGAGGAGAUGAAGAAGGUGGUGUGUGUAGACCAGCAGAGACCCAGUCUGCACAACAGGCUGCACUCGCACCCGAUCCUGGCUUCCAUUGCCAAGGUAAUGAAGGAGUGUUGGUUCCAGAGCCCCCCAGCCCGACUCACAGCUCUCCGUGUCAGAAAGACUCUCUCCAAGCUGGACCAGGACCAUGGCUACCCCACAGAGAAACUCAAAAUGGACCUGUAGGCCUCGACACCGGACUGCAAGCAGGACGUCUAGACCUCAACAUAAGACUACGACCAGCACACCAAAAGUAGGGCUUAUAGUCUUAUAUAGAGACGAUCUAUAUCCUCUCCUACUACUUAAGACUCUGUGUCCCAUAUAUCUAGUGCUUCUUCCUAAAAGGCUGUCGCCUGGAUCAUGUAAUCUGGAAUGCAAUCGAAAAAUGUAAUGUAUUUGCUUUGGCCUAUUUAUCUGCUGAGAUCUGGAAUGGGAAGCAUAGCAACCGACACAUUUGGACUUGGAUCAUUCUAUGGACAGAACCAUUUGCCGGUAACUGCCUGAUUACUCCUGUUGAAAGAGUUCACCGACUUCCGGUCUUCUGUAGAGCAUGGACACUGUCUUCCAUAGAGCCUGGACACUGUCUUCCAUAGAGCGUGGACACUGUCUUCCAUAGAGCAUGGACACUGUCUUCCAUAGAGCAUGGACACUGUCUUCCAUAGAGCGUGGACACUGUCUUCCAUAGAGCAUGGACACUGUCUUCUAUAGAGCAUGGACACUGUCUUCCAUAGAGCGUGGACACUGUCUUCCAUAGAGCGUGGACACUGUCUUCCAUGGAGCGUGGACACUGUCUUCCAUAGAGCAUGGACAUUGUCCUCUCCUUAGGGGCCCACCGGAUUGAGAGAUCUUCAGAGUUUGGUGGAUGUGAUGUCCUUGUGGGAAUGGGUGUCUCACCGUUGGAUCAGUGAGGCCUUGUGGACAUAGCGUGAUCAUUUCAAGCGGCCGUUUAAUGCCUUGCUGGUUUCUUAAUUGUUUUGAUGCACUAUACAGGAUCUAUACGUAUUGAUUUAUUUUGCAUUUCCUGAAAACCUUUUCAGCUGACCAUAUACAGUGCCCUUGUAAUGCUCCCAUUACUACAAUGUGUUACUCAUGAUGAUAUUGUAAGCACAGAGCUAAUAAAUCAGUUCUAUCUACUCUUAACAAUAGGAUGUUUCUUUCACCCGAUUUACUGUUAAAAGCUGUUUUAAAGUUAAAGUACUUCUAUAUUUUACGAUGUUCAUUAUAUACAUGCGUUUGUUUUUAAUCUGAAAUUAUAUCUGCAAAUACUUUCAGCACAGAAUUACCAUCAUUACCAUCACUACCGUUCAACAAUAUUGAAAAGGGAAAAUAAAUAAAAACCAUCACGUUGUUUA